Molecule: messenger RNA, 1653 nt
Organism: Serendipita indica DSM 11827
Lineage: Eukaryota; Fungi; Basidiomycota; Agaricomycetes; Sebacinales; Serendipitaceae
Source: the annotation of a GenBank genome assembly
AUGGCCCUUCCACCCACGCCAAACCCUAUUCUCGCGGUGACACUGCCCAUCGUCCUCGACAAGCCGCCGGGAACGCAUGCCCCAACAGAGGCACUACGAUUGGCUCUCCUAGGAGUCGGAGCCGUACACAUGGCCUACCUGAGCUCGCGUAGGCGAGUGUGCGUAGGAGUCGGUGCCGUAGGACCCACGGAUGUCGUUUCUCCCAUGGGAGUUAGUGCCGACCUGGUCGGCGGCGAGUCGGACGCAGCUAGGAUGAUGGGUUUAAGCUCCAUGUUACGGCUUGGUGCGACAAGAUGUCUCGCUGUCGCAUGUCGAAACCCCGAAGAGACGAGAAGUGAUGCAGCCCUCGGAGCCACAAUGGCUGUCACACUCAUCGACAUCUUUUCUGGUGGUCAUCAAUGGACGAGGAACAUUAAUCUUGCCAAGACGCUCAUUGCGCUGCGAGGAGGACCGGCUACGAUUCUCAACACCAACCUCCCCAAGCAAGCACGCUUUGGCGGUGGCGUCACAGUGUCGCCUGCUCGGUUCUGGCUCGAAAUGUUGGCGGUCUACGAGACAUUUGGCUCUCUUACUUCCGGAGAAGAGCCGACACUUCUUGCUCCUGGGAACACAGACUGGUGGUUCGACGCUGCGGAUCAGAGCUAUCACGCAAAUUCAAUUGAGAAAGUCUUUGGUAUGGCCAGAUCCAUGGUCACACUCAUUGCAAAAGUCAGCGCCUUUUUAUGCAGAACGAUUCGGGAACGGGCAUUCAUCACCGAGAAUGAGCCUAUCGAGGGUGCCUCCAUCGUCCAAAUCCCAGACGCCCCACCAGAAAUGGAAAUAGCUGCAUCACCAGAGGAGGUCGUUGGUGCGACGGCCGCAACGGCAGAGGGCGAGAUAAUGCUACCCGAUUUUGACUUUGAAAAGUUUCUCAACGAUUUUGGUGCUACUCCCAGCGGGUUUGGGGAGGGCUUCAUCACGGGCCCUAUCCCACCUUCAGAAAGUGGAGGACCUGCUGCUGCCGCGCUGACUCCGAGAUUCGAUGAUGGGAUGAGUAUGCCAACACCGGCACUCCCCGCAUUGGGCAUCACGAUGGAUUCGCUUCCGUCAUCUGGAGCAGGAGAAGCGUUCACCUUUGAGGCUCCAGCAACUGAACCGGGCGAACAAGAAGGAAAUCCUGCGCUGGACCAGGCCAGAAUGUCCAGUCUUCGUGCAUUCUUCAAGGAUGCAAAGGCCCUCUAUGCGGAAAUUGAAAGCUGGGAGGAUCCAAUCGGCCAUGAAAACCGGGAAGCUCGUGUCCUCGUCGGUAACAAGACGCACAAGCUAGCAUUAAUGAUUAUCAUGCUGCGCGACGUCUUUCACGUUUCGAGGAUGGACCCUCGUGUACAAGCAUUUGCUGCCUCUAUCCUCGAUUUAUGCCUGGAGAGUUCGCAACAGAACAUGGGCGUCGAUUUGACAUGGCCGGUCAUCAUCGCUGGAUGUCAAGUCGUCACCGCCAAUGCUCGCAUACAAGUUGCACAAGCAUUCGACUCGUUUCGCAAGCAGUGCUGCUUUGAGAUUGAAUCAAGUGAACGCAUCGUCGCCGAAGUGUGGAGAAGAGUGGACAACAACGAACCAAGGGACGACUGGCGUGCCGUCGUCGAAGAUGAAAACCUGCGAAUCCUGGUCCUAUGA